AUGGCUAUUGCCCGCGAUCCAGGGUCUGGAAGAGAUCAGACCUUAUCUGUUAACCAGAUUGAGGCAUUGAUUGCCAAUGGUCAGUCAAUCGUCAUCAUAGAUCAGAAGGUGCUUCGAGUCGACGCGUGGAUGCCGUACCACCCGGGAGGCUACAAGCCGAUUCAGCAUUUCAUCGGCAAGGAUGCGACGGAUGAGUUUGUCGUAAUGCAUGCGGCGGAAACCCGCCAACUGAUCGACCGCUACCAGAUUGGACGCAUUGAAGGCCCGUGGCGGAACCUGGUGCCUCCCAUCCAGCGAGGCCAUAAGCAAGCAGACAAGGAGCAGACCCGUCAAGGCAAUGUCGAUUGCUCAGACAAAUCAAACAAGCAUUCUGCUUAUUCGGAAGGUCUUCCUGAGUUCUCCCCGGAGCGCAACACCCCCGAAGAGCUAGCCUUCCUGAACGCCCAAACCAAGGAAGAAAUCCGCCUAACGCUAGACCGAUACCCGGCGCUGGACGCCCGCACGCAGUCGGACAUCAUCGCGAAGUACCGUCUCCUGCACGAGCAGAUCCAGUCCGAAGGACUCUACAACUGCAACUACGCAGCCUACCUAUGGGAAUUCGGCCGCUGCAGCCUCCUCUUCGCGAUGAUGCUCAUCUUGCUCCGACUAGGAUGGUACUGCACGAGCGCGAUCUUCCUGGGCUGGUUCUGGUCGCAGAUGGUGUUCGCCGCGCACGACGCAGCACACAUGGCGAUCACGCACGACUUCGUAAUCGACAACCUCAUCGGGAUGAUCAUCGCAGCGCCCAUCGGCGGGCUAUCACUGGGGUGGUGGAAGCGCACGCACAACGUACACCACCUGGUAACAAACUCACCAGAGCACGACCCAGACAACCAGCACCUGCCGUUCCUAGCGGUCAACCACCGGUUCCUGGGGAGUCUAUUCUCAACCUACCACGAGCGCCUGAUGCCGUACACGGCUGCCGCGCGGCGCCUCGUCCCCUACCAGGCCUACCUGUACUACGUGAUCCUGAUGUUCGGCCGCUUCAACCUGUACGUGCAGUCGUGGCUGUUCCUGGCCUACGGUCAAGGCCCGCGCAAGGGUCCCGCGUGGUGGCACCGCUACUUCGAGAUUGCAGGGAAUCUCGUCUUCUGGGCUUGGUUCGGCUACGGUAUCGUCUACCGCGCGCUGCCCACGGCGGGCGUCCGCGUGCUGUAUGUUCUCAUCAGCCACGCAGUCACCAUGCCGCUGCAUGUCCAAUUCACGCUCUCGCAUUUCGCCAUGUCGACCGCUGACUUGGGCCCCGCUGAGUCCUUCCCGCAGAAGAUGCUCCGCACGACGAUGGAUGUUGACUGUCCCGAGUGGUUGGAUUGGGUGCAUGGUGGCUUGCAGUUCCAGGCUAUUCAUCAUCUGUUUCCCCGGGUACCGAGGCACAAUCUGCGGCGGGUGCAGAAGUUGGUGCUGCAGUUUUGUCGCGAGGUGGGGAUUCCCUACGCGCUGUAUGGGUUUGUGGGCGGGAAUCGGAAGGUCGUCGGGAGCUUGGCGGAGGUGGCCAGGCAGGCGGCCAUUUUGGCGGAAUGUCGGAGGGUGGUGGCUGGCAAGGUUGGGGGAGGGCAGGGCCAUUGA
Messenger RNA from Aspergillus homomorphus CBS 101889, 1605 nucleotides. Its product is annotated as fatty acid desaturase. Gene Ontology annotation, molecular function: oxidoreductase activity, acting on paired donors, with oxidation of a pair of donors resulting in the reduction of molecular oxygen to two molecules of water. Gene Ontology annotation, biological process: lipid metabolic process. Gene Ontology annotation, cellular component: membrane. The transcript has 2 exons. Bases 1 to 1605 code for a protein of 534 amino acids. The record is from RefSeq and is a predicted model, not a curated record. NCBI's taxonomy places the organism in Eukaryota, Fungi, Ascomycota, Eurotiomycetes, Eurotiales, Aspergillaceae.